UCGUGCUAUUGACACAAUCUAGCUGUUUUCUAAAACACUGUACGGUUUCGAAAUUUUUGAAGUCCAUCGUUUUGUACUGUGAUAAUCCACACCUAUCUCUGUAUUAAACUACAAGGACAGUGGUGUGUUAAACGGGGAGUAGCCUCCAAAAGUUGAAUGAACAACGAUCUAAAAAUACAGAUCUAUGAAUUAUUAUACAACUUCAGAAUAUAGGCAGAGUGUAGUUUAAACUUAUUUAAAUUUGAAUUAGGUUUGAUCCUGGCUUCUAAUAUGGCCCCUUCAGAAGCGUGUGCAGUAGAAGGAAGUGGUGUGACCCACGACCAUCACACUGACAUCCAGAGAAACAAACAACACUUAACCAUCGCUCCAGAAUAUACGUGAAACCAAAUCGUUAAGAACUUGAUCUGAACAAACACUUACCAUCAUUUACAUCUACUCUUCAUCUGCUGGCUGCAUUACUGUCAAUACACACGUGGUCAGGUUUCUUAGUCGCCCGUUUCAGUUGGACAUCGCUGUAUUCUAAAGGUCCAGUCUCUUCUUAGUAAUAGUUAAACUAAACUUAUACACUUACCGACUCUGCUCUUUAACGAGUCAGUCGUUUUUUUUUUUUUCUCUUGUCCUAUCUUACUGUACACGUUGAUUAAAAAGGGUCCUGCUGCGAGCCCCGCAGCCCCGUGCGUUAUCUACUCGAACCUCUCGGCUAUGUUAGCCUAACAUAUUUUAAGCAAUCCCCUUUUGGAGCAAACUCGGUACUAAAAAGAAGCAAGCAUUGACAUUUACAUGUCAAACGGAUGAGGGUUUUUAUCUCCAAGUUAGAUCGUAAAAAUCAACCCAGGCCUCCGACUGAUACCUCUCACUGGCUCACUGGCAGUCACGUGGGGUCCAUAAAGUUAGUUUUAUGGUUUUGGGGAGUUGACAAUGUACUAUAUAUUUCACAUUCGAGAAUGCAAGUGACGGUUUAACGGCUUCGCGGGGAUUGUAAAGGGGUCAGUAAAGUAGACGGAGCAGGAGAGCAGAAGGGAGAGCGGAGCGGGCCACUGCUAGUCCAGGACGCUAGUCCCACAGUCUGCUUUCACAUGGACACUACCCGGAUCUCGGACGUUUUCGGGUGCGAAUAUCAGAGGAAGGAAUGAGCCGGAGAGCGAGGCCACACACAAGCGACAAGACCCCUUCUGCCAUGCGUUGGAAAGGGAGGGAGCGGGAGAGAGAAGAAAAGAAUAAGAAGAUGUCUUGGAAGACAGUUGACUCCCCCUCCCCACACCCCCCCCCCCCCACACACACACCUGCCCCAACCUCUCACAACCAAUCUCCACUUUUAAGUAGCCAAGAAGUAUACGACUAAAAGAAAAAAAAGUGUUUCUUGAUCCUUGGGAGGAGAAUAAAUGUGCCAGAAGAAAACGCAAGGCAGUCACUGGAAAAUCACCACGUCCGCAGGGAAGAUGGCCAUGAAGUUAGCUGCGGCACGAAGUUACAAGUUUGGACGAGGAGCUUUGUGGAAGCCGUUUUCUUCACUCAAAACAACACAAAAUAAAAAGUCUCUCGGUCAGAUUCCAAGGGGCCGUUGGAGAGAGACAGUCACGUGACACCCGGUGCCAAAUGGUCUUCCGGCAGCGCCUCUCAACAAGGACCGGAGAAACAGAAGAAGCCGCCCCUUCUCUUGGAAAUGCAGAAAACCACGUAUUACGACAACUCCUCGACGCUUUUCGGUGGCUACUCGUCGUACCAGGUCCAGGGGGCGGCGGCGGCGGCGGCGGCGGCGGUCAACGGCUUCGGCGGCUACGAUGCUGUCCCCGUGUCCCACCACCAGCCCAGCUUCCAGUCGGCCAGCCACCUGGACGUGGACUCGUAUCAGCGCUCGGCGUGCUCCCUGCAGUCCCUGGGCGGCGGCGGGGGGGGGAGUAGCGGCGGCGGCGGCGGAGGCGGUGGCGGGGGUCUCCAACAGCAACACUUGGCCAAGAGCAAGGAGCUGAACGGCAGCUGCAUGCGGCCCAGCCUGCCCCCCGAGCACCACCCGGGCGCCCAGGUGUCCCCCCCGCUGCCCCCCAGCGCCAGUAACGCCCAGCCACCCGGUGGGGGGGGUGGCGGUUUGGUGACGGCGUCGUCGGUCGGUAAGCCGGCCAAUCCUGGCAAGCCGUCCAACGCGUCGGACUCGCCGUCGGCGGCGGCCUCCUCCCUGCCCCCCAAUCCCACCAUGACCAAGCAGAUCUUCCCCUGGAUGAAAGAGUCGCGGCAGAACACCAAGCAGAAGAACGGCUCCCCCAGCUCAAACUCGGCCAACGCGCUAGGAGGAGGAGGAGGCGAGAGCGGCAGUGGCGGGGAAAAGAGCCCCCCCGGCAGCUCCUCGGCCGCCUCCAAGCGGGCGCGCACCGCCUACACCAGCGCCCAGCUGGUGGAGCUGGAGAAGGAGUUCCACUUCAACCGCUACCUGUGCCGGCCCCGGCGCGUGGAGAUGGCCAACCUGCUCAACCUGUCUGAGAGGCAGAUCAAGAUCUGGUUCCAAAACCGACGCAUGAAAUACAAGAAGGACCAGAAGUCUAAAGGUUUGGGCUCCAGCUCCGGGGGGCCCUCGCCGACCGGCUCCCCGCCCCUGACCAUGCAGUCCACUGCUGGCUUCCUGAACUCCAUGCACUCCAUGGGGGGCGGGGGCUACGACGCCCCUUCGCCGCCCUCUUUUAGCAAGCCCCACCAGAGUGUGUCCUACUCCAUGUCCACUGCCUACCCCAACGUCUCCAUGAAGAGCUGCCCUUCACAGCAGAAGUACGGCGCUCCGGCCCCGGACUAUGCAGACCCUCACGGCCACCAUGGCCUACUGCAGGCCAACAGUGCUGGAUAUGGGACCCCCAACAACAUGCAGGCCAGCCCUGUGUAUGUGGCAGGGGGCAGCUACGUGGAGCCCAUGUCCGGAGGCGGGCCUACCAUGUACGGGCUAAACCACCUGGGCCCCACGCCCCCUCACCACCAAUCCAUGGACUACAGUGGUGCGACCGCCAUGUCGACCGGCAACCAGCAUCACGGGGGUGGAGUAGGAGGGCCCCCGGGACCUUGUGACCCCCCCCCACACUCAACUUACACAGAGCUGUCGGCACACCACACCUCGACUCAGGGCAGAAUCCAGGAAGCACCCAAGCUCACUCACCUGUAGCAGGUUUGAAAAAAAAAAAAAAGUGGAGAAAGAUGAUGGAAUGACUAACAUGAUGCCAUUGGCUAACAGGUUCUACCCGGUCGAUGGGGACUGGGUGGAGAGAGAGCGAAAAAAGAGAUUGGGUAUGUGUGACAAUCCAGUGGUUUAUGUUGCUCAGGAAAGGUCCAAACUUGUUUGAAGUACUUCCAAUUUGUCAGCCACUAUGACAUCAAGUCAAUUGAUGCUAUUCAAUUAGUAGAUGGUUAGAAGUGUACCACCGCCAUACAUAUAGGACCCAGUUCCCAUAUAGUGGAUAGGCAGAAGGUUCCAGCACCAGACCAGUUUGCACCUAUACAUACCUAGAGUAGGCUGAUAAAUGAUAGUUGGCUAGAGUUUUGAUAACGUUGGACAAAGAUUGGAAAUGAUUGGAAAUGAUUGGAAAGGAUUGUUUGACUUAGAACUACCUCAUGUUACUACAAUGCCAUAUUAGGACAACUUUUUACAAGGUUCAGGGUUUUUCUUGCAUCAUUUGAGGUAUUGUGGUUAGAGUUAGGUUUAUUCAAUUUAUACCUCACAUUUCUUAUUUUGAUGUGCGCCAUAGUACAUAUAACUGGAACUGUUAUCGUCCAAAAGCAGUGGAGGACCAAAUCCAUGUACAUAGCUAGCAAUACUUCCCCACGCAUCUUUGGAGAAUUGCUAACAAUAGAAAUCUGCUGUUGGACUUUCCACAGCUUUAAUGCUUGGAUUUCCAACUUAGUAAAUACUGACUGUCCUGAGAGUUGGUCACCUUAGUACACCCUGGUAGCCUUUAUAAAUGUUAGGGAUGGAGCCUAGUUGGGCCUAGCAUGUAGGUUGAAAAUAGACAUAGUGCGAGGGAAACAUCUGCGGUACACCUUAUGCUUCUGCACUGUGGCUUGGAAUGCUUUAAAGGCAUGUUUUUUAUGAUGGCAUCCACCCCCAUUUCGUACACACACACACACACACACACACACACACACACACACCCACACACACACACACACACACACACACACACACACACACACACACACACACACACACACACACACACACACACACACACACACAGCUCCCAUUGCCGAAGCAAGGGGUAAAUGAAAUAUAGAGGGUAGACUUUUUAAUGGUGGUUAACGAGGUGGUUAGAUUAAUGAUGCUGGCAGCUCUAUUACUCCAAGGAGCACAUUUUAUUGUCAGUCCUGCUGAGUUAUGGGUGUAGGGCUCUUCUGUGUGGAGGUGUGUGGAGGUAAGGGGAGGAUAGGUGGGGAAGCACACAGGCCUGCAGCAACAACAACAACAAAAUAUUCACCAAAAGAAAACCAAGUCCCAGCUACUCUAUGCUCCUCACUUUGAAGAGGGAACAAGCAUAAACCACUGGAUUGUUGCCUUUCUAUAUGUCUCUCUCUCUCUCUCUCUCUCUCUCUCUCUCUCUCUCUCUCUCUCUCUCUCUCUCUCUCUCUCUCUCUCUCUCUCUCUCUCUCUCUCUCUCUCUCUCUCUCUCUCUCUCUCUCUCUCUCUCUCUCUCUCUCUCUCUCUCGCUUUCUCUCUUUCUCCCUCUAAAUAUCUCCUGCUAUUUCCCUACUGUCGUUUGUCUUGGGGAGCAGCAUCAUUCACUGAAGCAUGCUUCUUACAAUCCCUCAUAUUCCCCUCAUACUCCCGCCACAACCGCACACACGUGCACGUACCAACACACACACACACCAACACGCACACGCACACAAACACACAGACAUACACAAAUCUUCUAAACCUUGCAAUAGGUGGAUUACUUAAACCCUUAAAAGUGUUAGCAGUUAUCCAGGCUGGUCUUGCACUCAUACAUGGACGUGUAAAAUGUAAGAAUAUCUUAGCCUUUUACACACAAACACAAACACACACACACACACACACUCACAGCUAUGCUACUUCUUCUUUUUGCUGACACAUGUUCAAAGCCGGGCUAUGCCAGCUGUUGACAUCUUAACACAAACAUACAUGAGAGAAACAUUCAAAAAAAAAAUAAUGUUCUUAUUUUAGCACAACAUUGAGACAGGGUAAAAAAAGGAGUGGAAAACUCUUUCUUUAUAUAUGUGUGAGUCUUUGGCCCCUCCUUUAUGUAUGUCUGUCUCUGUCUGUCUGUCUGUCUGUCUCUGUCUGUUUUGUCUUUUUCUGUCUUCCUCUCUCCCUCUCUUUUCUCUCGGUCUCUGAGGGGUCAGUCACGUAAGCGGACACUAAGGUGAAAAAGAGCAAUUAUUGUUAUUAUUUUAUUAUUGUUUUUGGUUCACACAUAUCAACUUUUAACAUGGAAACAGGGUAUAUAUUUGAACAAAAAUGCAUGUCAUGGAUGAAAAGCAGAUGUGUGCUAGACCUAAAAGAAACACUUUGUUCACUUUUGAUGACAUUAGUGAUGGCAGUUUGGACAACGUACAUCCUUGAGCUACAUUUCAACAACGUGUGUGUAUUUAGUGAUUCGAUAUGAUCACAUUUUCCAACAACACAAAACAAACUAACCUAUAAUCAUAACCCACUUCGUCAAUCGUCUAUUGUCUUCUUGCCAUUUUGAAUACCAACCCUUUUUUGGCAGUUGUUUCUCCAACACACAUUGAAAAGUAGCACAAGUAGUACUUGGGUAUCGCCAAACUCCUCUCGCUGAUCGUCGUAAGAGGCUAGACUUACUAUGCUUGCUACAUCCAGACAUCAUUGUUGCACUUAGAGUUUACAUUUUGAUGGUUAAAGUUAAAAAAAAAAAAAAAAAAUGAAAUCUUAUUUUAAAGACGGAAGAUCCUGCAAUCAAAGCGUCUUUGGCUAAUGUGUGUUCAAGUGAACAUUCAAAUAUAAAUAUUUAUUUGUUAUAACCGUUUAAAAUACUUUCUGUUUUGUAAUAUUAUUAUUAUUUAUCCUUCAUGUAUUUAUAUCGACAAAAAAUACUGUACUUUUUUAGUAUUUACCAGUUAUGAAAGGGAAAAGGCAUUGUGUUUCUUCUUGUCCAUUGUCCCGAAGUUAAUUUUUUUUAGUUAUUGUAUUUUAGAAGGAAAAAAAGUAGUUUUUAUCUUCCUAUUAUGACCCUUGUUCAUAAAUGUCUUGACUUGUACAGGGAAAAUGCUCAGAAGUGAAUCGGGGACCCGUCCAUGCAUAGUCAGAAAAUUUAGACAAACUAUUAGCUGGCGAAAAAGAGCAAGUCUUUUUUUGAGAAAACAGUUACCUUUCUUUGUCCUUUGUAGAUUAUUUUUCUUUCCUUGUUGAGAGAGUUGUCUGUCGAGCAAUUCUUUAAUAAAAUGUUAUGUUAUUCAGA
This is a messenger RNA of Gadus macrocephalus (Pacific cod), 6410 nucleotides long. RefSeq names its product homeobox B3a (gene hoxb3a). Lineage: Eukaryota; Metazoa; Chordata; Actinopteri; Gadiformes; Gadidae. Gene Ontology annotation, molecular function: RNA polymerase II cis-regulatory region sequence-specific DNA binding; DNA-binding transcription factor activity, RNA polymerase II-specific. Gene Ontology annotation, cellular component: nucleus. The record is from RefSeq and is a predicted model, not a curated record. Gene Ontology annotation, biological process: regulation of transcription by RNA polymerase II.